AUGGAGGCGCACAACCUCAAGACGGCAUCGGCAUACAUCAACAACUUGUUGUUAGCACGCGGGCUAUUGCGCGAUGGCAAAGCGAUCGAGUUCGCGCACCCCUCUCGCGGCGCGGGCGGAAAGGAACAGACAAUGGCGCAUAUCAUCAACGUUGUGCACGAUCUGAUCCUGAAGCGCGAUCGCGAUCAGGAGUAUCGCGAGUCCAUGGCAGAGACGCUGCGCACUCUUCGCUCCGAAUCAACGCGCCAGACAAUCGCCCUCGAAAAGCUUCAGACGCGCAAUGAAGACCUCGCGCGCCAAGUUUCUCUGGCGCAGUCGCAAGAACGUUCCGCCCGCGCCGCCCUCCGAACCGCCGAGUCGUCCGCCCGCAGUCUUCGGGAUGAAAUGCUGCGAUUGAAGACGACAGUCCAGCAGAUCCGCACGAGCUGCGCAAACGACGUGCGAAAGCGCGAUGUGCAGAUCCAGAAGCUCAAAGGUCACCUGACCACGCAGCAGAGGGGCAACAAGACUGGCCUGGUGGGCGCGAGCAUCACAAUCAACCCUGGGAACAUAGGCCUGGGUGGAUCAACCAGCAGCAUCCGAGAUGACGCGCCCGAUCUCGACGAUCCUGGUUACAGCCUCAAGCAGGAGACGACCGAGUUCCUCACUCAACUCAGCCAGAGUCUGAGUGACGAGAAUGACAACCUCAUCGGCCUUGUCAGGAACACACUCAUGACGUUGAAGGAGCUGCAGGGAAUGCCAGAAAGUAAUACCCGAGAGGACGCAGAGGGCCUAUCGGUCAUUGGCGAAGAGAACGAGAACACGCAGAUGAGCAUGUUCCAAGCAUUACCGACCAACUACGAAACCCUCGCAAGCGACAUGGACACUGUGUUGGACAAUCUAAAGAACCUUCUCACAAAUCCGAACUUCGUGGCCGUCGACGAGGUUGAGAUGCGCGAAGAGGAGAUACUCCGGUUGCGCGCUGGCUGGGAGAAGAUGGAGGCCCGCCUACGUGAAGCCUUCAUGUUGAUGGACUCGUGGCGAAAGCGCAUGACCAAUGGUGAUACUAUCAAUCUUGAGGAGCUGAAGAUGGGCCUAGGCUUGGGAGUAGGACUGGAGUCUGUGGACCGGGAAGACAUCUCUAUGAUCGAUGAAGAGGAAGAGGAAGAUGAGGCCAGCUCCGUUUUUGACGAGGAAACUGAAGAAGUGGACGAGCAGGCGACCCCUUCAUCUCCCGCUCCUGACCAUACCGUGGCUGAGAAGACCGGCACUACCGACAUAUUCAACUUGAAACUAGAGCCCAACAAGCCGACAGCGCUCAGGGAAACGAACGGUAACAAAUCACCCAUCAGGUCGCCACGCAAAGUCGCUUUCUCUGCGUCCAUACCGAACACACCGUCACAAUUGGAGGAUGAGAACGCAGAAACUUCCGGUCUCGAUCUCGUAGACGCCGACAGCCCUAGUGUCGCACAAGCAGCUACCAAGGGGACACGCUCGUCAGAACGUAUCUCGCGAUCAAGAGCUCAAGACGAGCCCAUACCCAGACAACUCACAGUACACGAUAAGCUAGCACAAGCGGAGGCGGCUGCUGCUGCUGCCGCAGCCGCUGAGGGUCUGCAGACUUCGACCACCAUGAACGAGAUUAGUGAAGGCGCGGCAGAAGAGGGCAAGCAAAAGAAGCGUGCAGCGCGAUCACCAACGAAGACAAAGAUACAGGGACGGCCAAAGAGGAGAAAGAGCACGCUCACACCAGAAGAGUUGGAGAAUCUGCUGGGCUGCUAG
Messenger RNA from Parastagonospora nodorum SN15, 1761 nucleotides. RefSeq lists its product as hypothetical. The record is from RefSeq and is a predicted model, not a curated record. The transcript has 3 exons. NCBI's taxonomy places the organism in Eukaryota, Fungi, Ascomycota, Dothideomycetes, Pleosporales, Phaeosphaeriaceae. The coding region runs from base 1 to 1761 and encodes 586 amino acids.